Molecule: messenger RNA, 4122 nt
Organism: Penicillium soppii
Lineage: Eukaryota; Fungi; Ascomycota; Eurotiomycetes; Eurotiales; Aspergillaceae
Gene: bud4
Exons: 5
Coding region: 1-4122 (1373 amino acids)
Molecular function (GO): GTP binding
Source: RefSeq, a predicted model, not a curated record
AUGGGUAACGGAUCUGGCCAGCGGCCGCUUUCCGAAGUGAGUCCCAUGGCCCAGAGGCGCAACUCGCCCAGUUGGAACCAAGUCACCAAGCAGAUGCCAAAUGGCGAAUCACCCGCAUACGAUGUCUCGUCUCUGAAUAACACAGCCUCCCCACGUCUCUUUUGGAAGGGUCGCGACUCCCCGUCGCCAUUCUCCAAGGGGGCCGAAAAUAAAUCCCCAUACGACCCAGAGGGGUGUUACUUCCCAGCAAGGCGCCCAUCGCUCGAGAACUUGAAGCGCGUGUCGAAGGUGAAAAAUCACAGCUUCCAAGAGGGCAGCCAGGAAUAUGAUCCGGCAUCAGUAGUUGUGCCACACAGACCACUGGCAUCGGCGCGGUCGCCGCAACGAGACAGCCAAAUGAAAAUUGCAAAGUCACAGGCCCACGAAGAGGAUACCGCGCAGUUGGGUCGCCCUCCGUCUCCGAGCAAAGAUCAAGCAUCCCCAAGCAAAUCAUCGUUAUCAAAGGCGCCGGACAUAGACAUGCCAAGAGUGUUACUUUUGAUCAUGCCCCCCCCUCAAGUUAAUGAAUAUGAAAUGACGACCCCCGAUCCAUCAUCAACUGCGUCUGAAUCACGCGAAAAUAGCUACGAAUCCGAGGAAGAGGGAGAUAUUAGCUUCGAGCACGAGUCAUCCAUCGAGCGUGAUGAUAGCUUUGAUGCCUCACUGGAGGACAUUGAGAAGACCCCUGUUGUGUUGCCCGAAGACUGGCGCUUCAUGAGUCCUGGCUCAAACGCUGACAGCGACCCAUUCGUCGACCAUAUUGAGGAAGACAGCACCGAGGAACGGCCGAUCUCACGUGAAGCGGGUUCAUCCGGGCACACACGGGUUGAGUCACUGGACUCCAACGGCGAGCGUCGCCCUCUCCCACCUUUGCCAUCCGUGAAUCGUAUGUCUGCUGCGCGCCCCUCAUCGGCUGGGAAAAUGGCUUCUGCCUUUGAGCUUGGUAGCGCCGGCCUGCGUGGGCUUCCUGUACCUCCGGCUGCUGCCUCAUGCAACAAAUCCGAUAUCACCGGCGCUGUCUCCUUGGAGGAUAGACUGCGUCUCAUGAUGCUUCAAGAAAGGGAGAAUGACGAGAACCACGACCAGAAACACCCCACAGAAGAGCCCUUGGAAUUGCCUAUGGCAGACGAGGACGCCACACCCACGAACGGUGUACGCGACGAUGAUGAGUCUCAUGAACUCUUCUUUUCUCCGCCACGCAUUUCCCGGGACUCUAUCCUGCGAGGCAUUCGGAAUGGUGACAGCUUCGAAGAGGACGACAGCUUUGACGAGUCCUCCCAGAUUGCUUCCAGCCCCCACCAUUAUGACCAUUACGACCCUGAUGUUCCCAUUCCAUCACUAGAAACGGACGACGACGACUCAUCCAGCGUAAUCGUUAAGCAAGAAGAGCGGGAGGAAGACCUUUAUUCCAUCACAGAUUAUUAUCAGAACAAGUCGGACAACAGCUUGUCGUCGCGUGAUCAGCGUGCCAAGUACGAUGAAGACAGCAAUUACUCACUCCGCUCUGCUGCUGAGGCUGCCGAACAGGCACGCGCCGCACCUGAACACUCCGGCCACGGCUCUGGGCAGACCACUCCCGUCGCCGAAGAACAGGAUGACGCCGAAAAGUCGGUAGAAGUCAACAAGACGAAUGCAGAGCACGAAGAGCUCAAUGAUUCCCACGACCGGGCUUUUGAUAUGUCAUCUGUCCGUCAGUCUCUGGCACGCCCUGUAACCCCCGAAAUGCAGGAAGGCGAGGCCUCUGAGCCCUCCACGCCAGACUCGGUCAUUCGUCAUCCUGUUAAUGACGAUCAAAACCCGGAGGAGGACCCAGAGGAAGAGAGCUUCCAUGAAGAGGACCCAGAGGAGGAAGAAACCGAACACUAUGAGAGCUCAUCUGACGAGUCUGUACCGGAACCUGUGGCCACAAUUCGAGCUCCCGGUGCCGGGUUGAAGACUCGUCCGUCUCUAACCCCUGCGGAUAUGCAAUCCAUGGCCGCUACCCGUCGCAAGAUUAGUGGCCAGCACAUUCCUCCAGUUCCACCAUUGACCAAACAGACCUCCAAUGACUCGAACUCUUCCGAUCGCGAGCAGAAGCCGACUGACUCGCCACCCAAAUUAGCGAUGCCAACUGGUUUCGCUCAACGACAAAGUAGCCUGAUGCAGCUGGACAUCCCCUUCAGCAUCCAGGAAGAGAGUCUCGGCUCCGGCCUUAACAAGGAGUUUGACCGUGUCAUUGAGUCACAAAAGGUAGCGUUCCACAUCGCUCUUUCCCAAAGCCCCCAUUUUGUGCCUUCCCAGACCCGAACACACAAGGAUCCCGUGAAUCAAGGAAAUCGAACCCCCGCUGACCCUUCACUUGCAAAACAGCGAGGCUAUCUCAUGAGACAGAACACCAAAGUCAUUAUUGCUAGCAGCCGUAACGAAGAAGAACCUAUGCCACCCACAGAGCAAACAGCCCAAGAUCCACGUGGUACACGUUCGGCUGGGUCUUCCCCACGCAAGCCUAGUCAGCAGACCUGGACAACGGUUCCAUGGAAUGGCUCUGCUCGUCGGUCAAGCAUCAAGCCUGCCAGUGGAAUCCCAAAGAAGAAGCCGGUUCCUGGUACGGGUGGUGUACCCCCUCUCCCUGGACAGGCGAGUAACGUACAAGAAGCCCCCGCAAUCAUCGAAGAGAACGAACCAGCGAUCUCGGAAUCGUUUGAAGAAGGCGAAGAGCGAGGCCGUCUGUUUGUCAAGGUUGUUGGCCUGAAGUAUUGUGAUCUCCCUCUUCCUCGCGGUGAACGUUCCUACUUUGCACUCACUUUAGAUAACGGACUGCACUGUGUUACCACAUCCUGGCUGGAGAUGGGGAAAUCCGCCCCCAUUGGACAGGAGUUUGAGCUUAUUGUCCAGAAUGACCUGGAGUUCCAGCUCACUCUCCAGAUGAAGAUCGACGAGACCAAGUUCCAAACCCAGGAGCCUGCCGCAUCGCCGUCUCGCCAGAAGGCUUCCGCCCUCAGCCGUGUCUUUGCAUCCCCCCGCCGUCGCAAGGAGCUCGACAUCAAACAGCAAAUGCAGUCACAACAGCAAAAGGCCAAGGAUGUCAAUGCCCCUGUAUAUGAACGACUGCGCAACUUGGUUGCACGUGACGGCAGUUUCGGCCGUGCGUAUGUGGCUUUGAGCGAUCAUGAGCAGCAGGCGUUUGGUCGUCCUCACAUUGUCGAUGUUGCUUGCUUCAAUGAGUGGGCUGUUGAGGAGCAAAUGAGUAGUGUGAAGAGCAAGAAGAGUGCGACAAGCGUGAGCACGCAGCGUCGGCCACCAUACAAGAUCGGUAAAUUGGAAGUACAAUUGCUCUUUGUGCCCAAGCCCAAGGGCAGUAAGGAUGAUGAUAUGCCCAAGAGCAUGAAUGCUUGUAUUCGCGAAAUGCGGGAUGCAGAGAGUGUCGCAGCUCGCUCCUGGGAAGGCUUCUUGUCUCAGCAGGGUGGAGAUUGUCCCUUCUGGCGUCGUCGCUUCUUCAAGCUCCAGGGAUCCAAGUUGACAGCCUACCACGAAACAACACGCCAGCCUCGUGCCACAAUUAACCUAGCCAAGGCCUCCAAGCUCAUCGAUGAUCGGUCGUCUUUGCUUCAGAAAGAGACCAGCACGAGAAAUGGCGGCCGCCGCAAGUCCGCCUUUGCCGAGGAAGAAGACGGCUACAUGUUUGUUGAAGAAGGGUUCCGUAUCCGCUUUGGCAACGGUGAAGUCAUUGAUUUCUACGCGGAUAGCCCCGCAGACAAAGAAGGCUGGCUCCGAGUCAUGUCUGAAGCUGUUGGCAAGGGUUCUUCCUCAGGCAGCGGGUCCAUUAAGCCUUGGGCUGAUCUUGUGCUUAAGCGCGAGCGCAGCAUGAAGACAAGCAGCGAGACUACUGAGCACCGUCCUGCUAGUGGCAUUCCCACCGCAUCCGCCGCUCCUCCUUCGCCUACUCGGAGUAGAAAUAGUGCUAUGGUGGGACCUCCAUCUUCAGCAGGAUCCGGGGCGCCGGCGCCCCAAUCCCCUCGUCCCCGACACAAGCACACCUACUCUCAACCUGAGCUGGGCUCUGCCGAGGCUCGUCGACAGAAAACCCGAUCUCUCAUGUUUUGA